This is a messenger RNA of Mesoplodon densirostris (Blainville's beaked whale), 1028 nucleotides long. RefSeq names its product spermatogenesis associated 1 (gene SPATA1). The record is from RefSeq and is a predicted model, not a curated record. NCBI's taxonomy places the organism in Eukaryota, Metazoa, Chordata, Mammalia, Artiodactyla, Ziphiidae.
ACGUUGGUGAAUAUGUCCCUCAGUCCAAGUCGACCUUCCUCAUCAGAGUUAGUGGAACUUCAUGUUUUUUAUGUCCCUGAAGGAUCUUGGAACUAUCAGUUAAAUACCAUUUCAAUAGAAGUUGUUAUAAUUUUAGCUGGAUUUAUAAGAGUAUCUCCUCACCUUACUUUACAAGCGCUGAGGGAGCAACUUGGUGAGUUCCUUGGUGAAGAUCCUGUUGCAGAAAAAUUUUUAUUUCUGAAAGGCAUUGGAAAUAAUCUAGCUGUAGUGAAGGCAAAUCAAGAAUCAGAACUGAAACUCAAAUCAUUUGCUCCUCCAUAUGCUCUUCAAUCAGAAUUAUAUUUGCUUCCUAUAAUGGAUCAUUUAGGAAAUAUGUAUUCAGCAUCAUCAGCAGUUUCUUUAGAUGUGCAGCAGACUAAUAAUGGUGUUGCUGAGGCUGAUGGAAUAAUACACAGACCACUUAGUGUAACUUUGUCAAAGGAAGAACCUGGAACAGAUCCCAGUUGUUUAGAAAACACUUUGAAAAAGCUUCUUAACAAGGAUCAGGAAGAAGCUGGGGGAAAAGCCAGUCCAAAUGAAAGUCAGACUGGAAAUAAUCAAAUUGGAAAUUCUGAAUUGCCAGGCUCACAGGAAGAUUCAGAUAAUGAUUAUUUUAGUGGCAAAAAAAGUCAGUUUCUUUGGAAAAAUGAAGAUGAUAGAACUAAUAUCAUUAGAAGAGAGGACAAUCAGCUAGCUAAAAAAGAGUACAUCAGCCUACCAGACCUUAUUGAUUUUACUUCAGUUCCUUGUCAACCUGCUCUUUCUCCAGGAAUAACUGAUAUAUCGUUAUUACAGAUUGAGAGAGAGAAUAUUAUUGAAAAAAUGAAACAAGUAAAGGAAGAAAGAAGAUAUCUGGAAAGAAUUAGAGAAGAACUAAUAAAAAAGGUUGAAAGGCUAUUGGAACAAGGCAAAUUAAAGCGAUAUCAUGGGAGAAUUGGCUCCUGCAAUACAUUGUGACCAGACCAGACUUCGUUCACCAUAAGACAUCA